Molecule: messenger RNA, 2174 nt
Organism: Periophthalmus magnuspinnatus
Lineage: Eukaryota; Metazoa; Chordata; Actinopteri; Gobiiformes; Gobiidae
Gene: cyp24a1
Product: 1,25-dihydroxyvitamin D(3) 24-hydroxylase, mitochondrial
Exons: 11
Coding region: 178-1743 (521 amino acids)
Biological process (GO): cholesterol metabolic process; glucocorticoid biosynthetic process; cortisol metabolic process
Cellular component (GO): mitochondrial inner membrane
Molecular function (GO): iron ion binding; monooxygenase activity; oxidoreductase activity, acting on paired donors, with incorporation or reduction of molecular oxygen
Source: RefSeq, a predicted model, not a curated record
AUCUGGGGUCAUACGAUCCUUUCAACGUGGAUUCAUAAAUGAAUGGUGGGCUCGACGGCCACACCAUGGCGCACAGAGCUCUGAUUGGCUGUCUCUGCCUAUAUAUAUUGUGGCAAGGUGUGACACUUCCAAGAAACGACAAGAGCAACACAACAAAGACUCACGAGGCUCUGAACGAUGCGAGCGCAGAUACAGAAGGUUCCUCAGAUCGUGGAGCUGCUGAAGAAGAAGUCAGUGGGACUGCAGCACUUUAAACCCACGUCCUCAGUGUGUGUGCUGGAGGAGAAGGAUGCUGUGGAGACAGCGCCGCUCUGUCCUCACAGAGCGCACACUGCAGCCUCCAGAGCGCACUCUGCGCACAGCCUGGAUGCCAUCCCUGGCCCCACAAACUGGCCCCUAGUUGGCAGUCUGGUGGAGCUUCUGCGUAAAGGAGGACUCACCAGGCAGCACGAGGCUCUGGUUGAUUAUCAUAAGAAGUUUGGUAAGAUCUUCCGGAUGAAGCUGGGCUCGUUUGAGUCCGUGCACAUCGGUGCGCCCUGUUUACUGGAGGCUCUGUAUCGGAAGGAGGGCAGUUACCCCCAGAGGCUGGAGAUCAAACCGUGGAAAGCUUAUAGAGACCUGAGGGACGAGGCGUACGGGCUCCUCAUCCUAGAAGGAAAAGACUGGCAGAGAGUGAGGAGCGCGUUUCAGCAGAAGCUCAUGAAGCCCACAGAGGUGGUGAAACUGGACAAGAAGAUCAACCAGGUGCUGGUGGAUUUUGUCGGCAGAAUUAAAAAUAUUAACAAAAAUGGAAAAAUAGAGGAUUUGUACUUCGAGCUGAAUAAAUGGUCGUUUGAGACGAUUUGCCUGGUUCUUUAUGACAAACGGUUUGGUCUCCUGCAAGAGAAAGUCAACGAGGAAGCUAUGAACUUCAUCACCGCAGUGAAGACGAUGAUGAGCACUUUUGGCAUGAUGAUGGUGACGCCGGUGGAGCUUCACAGGAGCCUCAACACCAAAACAUGGCAGGACCACACCGCCGCCUGGGACCGCAUUUUCAGCACAGCCAAAGUCUACAUCGACAAGAAAAUCAAGAGGAACGCAAACAGAGCACCUGACGACCUGAUCGGAGACAUCUUACAUCACAGUUGUCUUUCCAAAAAGGAGCUGUACGCCGCCAUCACCGAGCUGCAGAUCGGAGGAGUAGAGACGACCGCCAACAGUAUGCUGUGGGCUAUUUUCAACCUGUCACGUAACCCCGGCGCCCAGAGAAAGCUGCUGGAGGAGAUCCGAGCCGUGGUGCCCCCGGACCAGGACCCGUGCGGAGAACACAUCAAAAGCAUGCCCUACCUCAAGGCCUGCCUCAAGGAGUCUAUGAGGUUGUCGCCGUCAGUCCCAUUCACAAGCAGGACUCUGGACAAAGACACUGUGUUGGGAGAUUAUGCCAUUCCCAAAGGAACAGUUUUGAUGAUUAACAGUCAUGCACUGGGCUCCAACGAAGAAUAUUUCGACGAUACCAAACAGUUCAAGCCCGAGCGAUGGCUGCGGGAGACGAGCACCAUCAACCCCUUUGCCUACGUGCCCUUUGGCAUCGGAAAGAGGAUGUGUAUUGGACGGAGACUCGCCGAGCUCCAGCUGCAGUUGGCAAUGUGCUGGCUGGUUCGAGACUUCGAGAUCGUGGCGACUGAUACUGAGCCUCUGGAUGUGAUUCACUCUGGACUUUUAGUCCCCAACAGAGAGCUGCCUGUGGCCUUCAUCAGGAGAUGAGGUACUGCACCUGUGUAUUUAUACCACGUACAUAAAGUAAAAGUACGACUGACACUGUGUGUCUCCUCCAGGCUCGACACGACGUCUCUGAUGGUCAUGUGACUCCUCACUUUGCUGCUCUGUAAAUAGAAAAAAAAAAAACACAAAUGAUUUUAGUUUUUACCACAGAUACCUCAGACAUAUUUAAGACUACUUCUACGACUACAUUCUGUGAUUUAUGGCUGACCAAAAAGUGAAUGUUGCACCUCGGCAGCUUCCCCCAAAUCUUAUGUAACUCACCUCAUGUAUGUACAUGACCCGCGUUUACUGUAUAUAUUGUAGUUUAUGUUCACUGUGUGUAUAUACAUGCUACUCUGUAUUAUAGUACUUUGUUUUACAUAGAAAAUAUUUUAUUCAACUGAAUUUUAGCAUGAAUAAAUGUAUUAACUCCA